This is a messenger RNA of Dromiciops gliroides (monito del monte), 2262 nucleotides long. It is a transcript of the gene INSM2, whose product is annotated as INSM transcriptional repressor 2. NCBI's taxonomy places the organism in Eukaryota, Metazoa, Chordata, Mammalia, Microbiotheria, Microbiotheriidae. Gene Ontology annotation, biological process: neuron differentiation; regulation of cell cycle process; negative regulation of transcription by RNA polymerase II. The record is from RefSeq and is a predicted model, not a curated record. Gene Ontology annotation, cellular component: transcription repressor complex; nucleus. Gene Ontology annotation, molecular function: RNA polymerase II cis-regulatory region sequence-specific DNA binding; DNA-binding transcription repressor activity, RNA polymerase II-specific.
CAUGACGGCUGUAGCAACGUCCUGCUCCAGUCUCGGGUCUUGCAGCCUCCACCCUCACUUUCCCCGCUUCGUACUCAGUUUAAUUGUCACAUUCUCCUAACCCCAUCAUGCCGAGGGGCUUUCUGGUGAAACGAACCAAGAGGCUGGGAGGUUCUUACCGCGUGCGUCGGGUGGAAAGGGACUUUCAGCUGCUGGGGCCCCAAGAGGCACCUCCUUUCCCCAGAGGGGCUUCCCCCAGUCCCCAAGGAAGCUUGAAGGGUACGGAGCGGCUGGAGUUCUCACUGGAAAAGGUAGAAAAGGAGGAGAGGGAGGCGGCUUCGCGACUGUCAGCGCCCGUGCGCACUUCGUCCUGCCUGGUGACCGGAGGAAGUAGCGGGUCAGGCCGGCGGGAAAGCGCUAGGGUGGGGCUGGGCGGGGGUCCUAGCCCUGGUCCCAGCCCCAGCCCAGCUAAGCCAGCGGGUGCAGAGUUGCGAGGGACAUUCCUGGAGCGCUGCCUCAGUUCUCCUGCUUCGGCCGAGUCCUUCCCGGGAGGCGCCACAGCCGCGGUGGCUUUCUCUUCCACAGUGGCACCUGCGUCUGCCCCAUCUUCUGUGGAGCAGCUUUUGAUGCCACUCCUGGCACCUUUCCCAGAAGCUGUUCCAAAGCCGGACUCAGCUCCCCUCACUGUCACUCUUUCAGGGCCUGAAGCGGGCACUGGGGGCGAUCGCCGUGACAAAGAACCUUGGACCGAGUGUCUGUGUCUAGGGUCUGGGACGGCAGUGCCAGGUGCCAAGAAACCGAAGGCUAUGAGGAGGUUGAGCUUCGCAGAUGAAGUAACCACAUCCCCAGUCCUGGGGCUGAAAAUCAAGGAGGAAGCACCUGGGACCCCAUCCCGAGGCCUUGAAGGCAGCCGAACGCCACUGGGUGAAUUCAUUUGCCAAUUGUGCAAGGAAGAGUACGCAGACCCUUUUGCGCUGGCCCAGCACCGCUGCUCCCGCAUAGUGAGAGUUGAGUACCGCUGUCCGGAGUGCGACAAGGUCUUCAGCUGCCCAGCCAAUCUCGCCUCCCACCGCCGGUGGCACAAACCACGUCCUACCAAUGCUGCCACAACUGUCCCCGGGGACGGGAAGGCUCUUCCCUCGUUUUCCUCUUCCACUUCGUUGUCUCCUGAUGGCAGCACAAUCGCACCUUUCCUGCCAGAGGGUAAAGAGAACAGCAGAGAGAAAAGGACUGAAGGUCAGCACCCUCUUAUUCGGGACAGCUCCCGGACUGAUCCACCACAGGACAGUUCCAGCUCUCCAGCUACCCAUUGCCAGGACGUCAAGGUCACUCAGCACCCUGAGCCCCAGCUACCACAGGGACCAUAUACUGAAAGGGAGUCCGGGCGUCGCGUCCCGGGUACAGGGAAGGGUAGUGGAGAUGGGGUAUCUGAGGUUUUCUUGUGUCCUUAUUGCCACAAGAAGUUCCGCCGUCAAGCUUACUUGCGCAAGCACUUGGGCACUCAUCAAGCAGGUUCAGCCCGAGCGCUGACCCCCGGCUACAGUGCUGAGCAGAGCUUGCAGAUUGCUUUCCCAUGUCCUGCUUUUGCGGGGCCGCACUUCCCCUCGGCCGGACAUCCAGAGAAAAGCACCGUUGUGGCACGCAAGUGAGGGAGGAAAUGGCUAUUUGCCCGCUAUUUAGCCGGGGCGCCUCCAGAGGGGUCAAGCGUAGGGAGAGGAACUGACGGAGAUACUCAACAGAUCUUUCCGUGCAAGCACUGUCCGUCCACCUUCUUCAGUUUUGGUCUAACCCGACAUAUCAACAAAUGUCACCCUUCGGAAAGCCGGCAGGUGUUGCUACUCCAGAUGCCACUAAGACCGUUGCUGAGUACGUAGAGGAACAAGAUUGGGACAGGGACGAGAAGUAAGAAAUGGACAUGUGAGCGGCUGCGGACCAACUGGUAAAAAGUGCCCCUCCCCCACCUUUUCUUUUCUUACCUCCCUUUUCUUCCCUAAAGGCUUCCUGGAGGUCAAUCGCUGGAAACCCUAAAAAAUUCUAUGUGACUUUUCCUAUGGAAAGUCCUCGAUGAAGACUUGUCUGUGUCUAGAAAGGACUUUUUCCUUUUCUCCUUUUUAAAGCCACUCAACGUGGUUAUUGCUGAUUUUGCUUCCGUUGUCUUCGCAGGCACCCUAUAAUUUCUCUCUUAAUGGGCUCAGAUAAUUUUUCACUGUACAUUCGGUGAAUAGGAAAAAAAGGACGUGACUGGUGUCAAACUUACAAAAAAACAAUAAAGAAGCAAGGUUU